ACCGCUUCAUAUCUUAAUGAGCCCUAUAGCAAGAAGAGAACAAAAACCUAUAUGGAAAAUGCAGUAAUCAAAAUGGACAUGGACACAACUAUACAGGUCGAUCCUCAUACGGGUAUGGUGAUGAAUCUAAUUGAUCUAAAAAAAUGUAUGAGAGUCGCUAUAUUGGAUGAAUUGGACCAUAAAAAUUUGGAUCUCGAUGUUCCUUAUUUUGCCAACUGCCCAAGUACGACUGAAAUGUUGGCGGUUUUCAUAUGGAAUAAUAUACAAAAGCAUUUGCCAAAGGGUAAGUAUGAAUUAUAUGAAGUAAAAAUUCACGAAACCGAAAAAAACGUUGUUAUAUUUCGAGGCGAACUUUCUUCAACUGAAGAUGAAGUAUAG
Messenger RNA from Scutellospora calospora, 378 nucleotides. Lineage: Eukaryota; Fungi; Glomeromycota; Glomeromycetes; Diversisporales; Gigasporaceae. The record is from the annotation of a GenBank genome assembly.